This is a messenger RNA of Linum tenue, 1722 nucleotides long. The record is from the annotation of a GenBank genome assembly. Lineage: Eukaryota; Viridiplantae; Streptophyta; Magnoliopsida; Malpighiales; Linaceae.
AAAGUGAAACGGCUGAAACUGAAACUCAAUCCCCAGACCCCAAUGCACAUAAAUCAAAACUUCUUAGUUCAACCCAUUUAUCCCUCUCCCUGCAAUCUUCUCAUUUCCAUAGUAACUCAGGAGCAAUCGCGAUUUGCAUUUAUAAUUCAUCGCCCGGCGAUCGUAUUCCGUCUACGAGAAUCGUUCGAGAAAGAGAGGAGGCAGAUUCUCUCUGAUUUUUAGGGGGGAAGAAAAAAAUGGCGAACCUUCCUAAUUCGCUCUCCAUGAAUGCGCCUUUCGGAGGACCUGGCUCCAACCCUGGCGCCGCAGGAGCGCCGACGGGGAAGGAGCGGAGAUUGGCAUCUGCCGAGCACUUGGUGCUCGAGCUAAGCAACACGGACCUUCGAGAGAACGCUCUCCUCGAGCUCUCCAAGAAGAGAGAAUUAUUCCAAGAUUUGGCUCCAUUGCUGUGGAACUCCUUUGGAACAAUUGCUGCACUUUUACAGGAAAUAGUUUCUAUAUAUCCUGUUCUAUCCCCACCAAACUUAAGCCCAUCUCAAUCAAAUAGGGUCUGCAAUGCCCUUGCUCUGCUGCAGUGUGUUGCCUCUCAUCCGGAUACAAGGAUGUCGUUCCUUAAUGCUCAUAUACCUCUUUAUCUGUACCCUUUCCUCAAUACAACAAACAAGUCGAGGCCUUUUGAGUACUUGAGGCUUACUAGUCUAGGGGUCAUUGGUGCUUUAGUGAAGGUUGAUGACACUGAAGUCAUUAGUUUCCUUCUCUCAACUGAAAUAAUCCCCUUGUGUCUGCAUACCAUGGAGAUGGGGAGUGAAUUGUCAAAGACGGUCGCAACUUUUAUAGUCCAGAAGAUAUUACUGGACGAUGUGGGUCUUGAUUACAUCUGCACUACAGCAGAAAGGUUUUUCGCGGUAGGAAGAGUUCUGGGCAACAUGGUGACAACGCUUUCAGAACAGCCAUCUCCUAGGUUGCUGAAACAUAUUAUCAGAUGCUACCUUCGACUAUCUGACAAUCUCAAGGCAUGUGAUGCACUAAGGAGCUGCCUGCCGGAAAGGUUGAGAGAUGCCACCUUCAAUAGUUGUCUUCACGAAGAUCCGACAACAAGGCGAUGGCUGCAACAGUUGCUUCACAACGUCGGAGUGAACCGCGUUCCUACUGGACUUCAGGGUGGUGGAGGAUUUGAGCAUAUGUAAACUAGAAUCAUCAACCUGGAACAUGCAAUGAGGUUGAGGUUACCUUCCAGUUGGUGGUGUUGAUGUUAGGAUAAAAGUAAAAAGGAAUGGAAAAUGCUAGUAGUUGUAAGGCCUUUCUUGUCUAUGCUUCUAUCUCGAAGGAUGAAGCCUGAAACUUGUUCAUUUAAAUUUUAAAAUGUGGUCAGUGGGUUGGUUAAUUCAAAUUGGGUUGUAGAUUAGAUCGAAUAUUACUGUCUUCUUGUAUGGGGUUAUUUUGUGUUUGGUUUUCAAAGAAAAAGAGUAUGAAAAAAGGGCUACCGCUUAUGUUGGUAAACUAGAAUCAUCAACCUGGAACAUGCAAUGAGGUCGAGGUUACCUUCCAGUUGGUGGUGUUGAUGUUAGGAUAAAAUAGCUGUAAGGCCUUUCUUGUCUAUGCUUCUAUCUCGAAGGAUGAAGCCUGCAACUUGUUCAUUUAAAUUUUAAAAUGUGGUCAGUAGGUUGGUUAAUUCAAAUUGGGUUGUAGAUAAGAUCGAAUAUUACUGUCUUCUUGUAUGGG